CUGCUGUGGAGUCAGCUGCUGCGGACCUGACAGAGGACGGGGGGGGGGGGGCUCACAUAAAGGCGGCGGCAGCAGCAGGACCCAGUCCGCCUCCAUCCGGAUCAACAAAACCACAAUAAACCGGAGAACUUCCCGCUCCUACCGGACUCUGUUUGUUUUCCCGUCCCGGACCGUGCCGGACCGACCCGGACUGAGGUCCCGCUGCGGCUCGGAGCGGCGGAGCAGGAGGAGCAAGGUGAGAACAUGGGCGUCUGUCCUCCAGCUGCAGGAGGAGCAGGGAGUUUAGAAAGAGUCUGAGGCCGCGGGGAGAGUCCGGGACGGUACAGACCGAGUCCGGGACCAGAACCUGAUCAGGACUCUGCGGAUUUAGAUCAGAUCGACCGGAGGAGAAACAGCUGAAAGUUUGGAAUCAGGAGGGAGAUCCGGACUUAAUCUGAUGGUUCAGGUCGAUCUGAAUCCACAUCCUCAUCCUCACACAGCUGCAGAUGAGACUCGUCUUCUGCUGACCGUCUGGAGGAAGCUGUUGUCAUUAUUUACACUUCCUCCAACCCAGUGCACCAUGGGAUCUGCAGUCCUCUUCGUGCUCCUCUUCAGCCUCCUGACAUCAUCAGUGUGUGCCGGACUGGGUGGGGCUAGCCAAGGUGGCGCUGUGCUUUGCCCUCUGCAGUGUGUGUGUGAGACACGGCCCUGGUACACCCCACAGUCUGUGUAUCACCAGGCCAGGACGGUUGAUUGUAACGAGCUCCACCUGCAGAGAGUCCCAGCCAACGUUUCAUCUGACACACAGGUGCUGCUGCUGCAGAGUAACAACAUCUCCUCCAUCACCACUGAGCUACAGAGUCUGACCAACCUGACGGAGCUUGACCUGUCACAGAAUCACUUCACACAGGUGAGCUCUAUGGGUCUGUCCUCUCUGGCCCGGCUGGUGACUCUGUACCUGGAGGAGAAUCUCAUCGAGGAGUUGGAGGAUUUCAGUCUGAGGAACCUGUCCAGUCUGGAGGAGCUCUACAUCAACCACAACCACAUCUCCUCCAUCGGACCCAAAGCCUUCGCCGGCCUCUCCAACCUGCUGCGGCUCCACCUGAACUCCAACCGGCUGGUGGCCAUUGACAGUCGCUGGUUCGAGUCCUUGCCCUCUCUGGAGAUCCUGAUGAUUGGGGAGAACCCCAUCCUGGGUCUGGAGGAGAAGAACUUCCUGCCUCUGUCUCGCCUCCACAGCCUGGUGCUGGCUGGGAUGGGACUGGCCUCUGUCCCCUCCGCUGCCUUCCUGGGCCUCGACUACCUGGAGAGCCUCUCCUUCUAUGACAACCGGCUCAGAUCUGUUCCCCGGGAUGCUCUGAGUGUCCUCCCUAACCUGAAGUUCCUGGACCUGAACAGGAACCCAAUCAGCCGAGUCCAGCAGGGAGAUUUCCAGAACCUUCCACAUCUGGAGGAGCUCAGUCUGAACAACAUGGAGGAGCUGCUGAUGGUAGAACGAUCGGCUUUCCAGAACCUUCCAGAAAUUGCCAAACUGGAGCUGUGCAGCAAUCCUCGUCUGUCCUACAUCGACCCGCAGGCCUUCAGUGACCUGUCCUCUCUCCGGACUCUCCUCCUCCAUAAUAACCAGCUCAACCUCCUCUCUGGAGACCUCCUCUCCUCCCUCCCCUCCCUGGAGGAGGUGUCUUUGCACUCUAACCCCCUGCGAUGCGACUGUCUCUCCUCCUGGGGGCCGCACCUCGGCAACCAGUCGCAUCUCAAGCUGCUGGAGUCGUCCAUGACCCUCUGCUCCUCUCCGCCUCACCUGAUUGGUCGGGAGCUGCAGCAGGUGGUGGCAGUCGGUUGGGGCGGAGGCGGGGCCAACAGCUGCCUGCCUCACAUCUCUCCUCACUCCUUCCCUUCAGCCAUGAACGUCAGCACCGGGCAGCCAAUCACCCUGGAGUGCUGGGCGGACGCUGACCCCGCCCCCCAGUUCUACUGGGUCACGCCCAAUGGAGACAAGGUGAGCUCGGAGGCAGUGGCUGCACCAAUCAUAUCAGAGGAGGGGCGUGGCCUGAGCAGGAAGAAGAAGAAGCAUCGUGUGUUGGACCCUGGAGCGUUGGUGAUCGAACACGCCGAGCCAUCGGACGCAGGUGUGUACACCUGUGUGGCGUGGAACACAGAGGGAGCAGACACAAAGAGCGUCUCAGUGUUUGUGGACUCUCAGGGCUUCGUGAGCUGGGGGUCAGGUGAGGGAACUCGGUGGGACGACGAGUCCGGCAGAGAGCAGCCGUGGCUGGGGAACUCGUCAAGCCGUGCAGCCUCUCUGGUGGUGCUGGCAAAGGUGGUUCACGCUCAGUCGGUGGUGUUGGAGUGGAAGUUGUAUCCCAGUGGAGGAGCUCGGUCUGUGGGUCAGAACCAGCAAGAUGUCCCCCUCCCUCUGCCCCGGUGGGCCAGUGCCACCGUGCACAUCGACAACCCUCAGAUCAGCUACACUGCCAAGGUCCCAGUGGAUGUUCAGGAGUAUAACCUGACUCACCUCCUUCCUGCCACAGAGUACCACGUCUGCCUCACCGUCUCCUCCUCUCCUCUCUCCCCCACCUCCCCCUCUUCGUCUCCCAGCUCCUCCCCCACCCCCAUCUCCUCCUCCGCCUCCUCUCCUGUCCACACCUCCUGUCUGAACGUCACCACCAAGGAGGCGGGUUUCUCGGUGGAGCUGGUGGCGUCGCGGCGCAGCAGCGUGGCGCUGGCGGCCGUCAUGGGCUCCAUGUUUGCUCUGUCCAUCAUGGCGCUGCUGGUCGUCUACAUGGGCCGCCGCGUGCAGCAGCACAAGUCCUGCGGCCACUCGCUGAAGAAGUACAUGCAGCACGCCACGUCCAUCCCCCUGAACGAGCUGUACCCGCCGCUCAUCACGCUGUGGGAGAGCGAGGCCGAGAAGGACAAGGACGACAAGGAGGAGGAGGAGAGGGAGGGAGGAGGCGGGGGGGAGGAGGCCGGGGGGAGUCAGAUCGACACGACGAAGACGUACAUGUGGUAGCUGGAGGAGGGGGGAGGUUUUAAUCUGCAGAAAGACAGACGUUCAGGACGAGUCUGGAGGAACGAGACAGACAGCAGCGACUGAGACAAACACGUGGCUGCAGAGAAAGAGGAGGAGGAGGAAACUGAUGAAACGACUGAACGACAGGAAGAUGCUCACCAGUUUCUCCUUUAAAGGACCAUUCUGCUGUUUUUAGCCCAUUAAUCACAAAUCCUGCGUCAGUUUUCAGAGUGAGUUCCUUCACCUGAUCACGUAAGGAAAAUAAUCUAAAUACAGAAAAGAGUCAAAAUGUGGAUUUUAAAUAUCGGAUUCAUUUCUUCAGUUUAUGUCACAGAAACUUUAUUUAAAAUUUUUACACUUUUUACUGACAUUGAAGUUAAAGGUAAAAAUAUAAGUAUCUGAUGAUCAUGCAUUUUAAAGUUUGAUUUAAGUAUUUUGCAGAAACUCGUGAAUUUUAUGGCUCAGAACUUUAAAACAGUUUAUUUUCCUCUGUCAGAAAUUCACUCAUAAAACACAUAAAAAUCAACAGAUACAAACUGAACCAGACAAAAUAUGAACAGUCAUCUGCUCGUGUUCAUAAUUACAGGCCACAAAGCAACUUAAAUCAACAUGUUUGAGACAUUUUAAAGUGUAAAAAUAAGCCUGUCAGACUCUGGAAUGGAAACCAGUUCAUAUCAGCGAGGCAUGUUUUUAACCUGUUUACAUUCUGUUUAUCACGUCCACAGUGAUGGAGACUCUGACCUCUGACCUCUGACCUCACUGUCUGAGUGAUGUCAGCAGGUUUCGUGUUUAAUGGGCUGAAAUAUAAAAACCAUCAGUUUGUUUCUGUGCUGGAUUCUUCAGAAAGUUUCCUCUGAACUGUGGAUCAGCAGCUGGAGACAGAUUCAGACCUGAACCGAAGAAGAAGAAGAACCGUUUUCCCUCAGAUCUGUUUCUCAAACUGAGGGUCGGGGCCUGUAACGGGGCCGUCAGCUGCUUUAAACUGGACGAUUCUUCCUGCAGCAGCUGAACUGUCGACCUCUGACUCCAGACGUUUUCUACAUCUCUCUUCCUCUCUUGUCCUUCCCUUCAUUUUCUCCUCCGUCCUCUUCCCUCUGUCCUCUCUCUGUCAAGCACACUGACAGUAGCUGUACUGUUAAAAAACAAAUCUGAUUAUUGUAAUUUAGUUCAUCUGAUGAACCUGAAUGCAGCACUGACACUCAGCACAGGUGGAAUAUUUCUCACAGCUGAACUUAAACGUCUCGUAUUUAAACUGUGAACAGAAAUUGAAACAGUCAAAACCAUCAUGUUGAAUUAUUGAGUUUUUGUUUUAUGCUCCAUAUAAAAGUUAACUUCAGUCACCUGUUUCCACAGUCUGCGCAGGAGACAUCAAACACUAACACUUAAUUACCAAGAAAUAUUAAUAUUAAUAUAAUAAAAUGUUAAAAAGUUAGUGGACAUUUUCAGGAUCUUCUGACGUUUACAAGACUCUUUAACUCUUUAAAAAAAUUAUUCUCAAAGAUAAUUAGUGGACGAGGUGCAGCUGCUUAAACGUUCCUGCUUCAACAGACGAGUUUAAAAACCGAUGAGUUCAUGUGUCAGACUCUGAACUUUUCUUUGUAGCAGUCAAAUGAAAACUGCUUCAGUUUUCUGUCUGAAUACGAGACCUUUAAUGCUCCAGCUUCUCUUUACUUGAGUCUUCAUCAGCACAGCAUGAAUGCAUUAUUAUUAUUAUUAUUAUUAUUAUUAUUAUUGUUCUACGUUGGGUUUGUAGACCGUGGUCGUCAGGUCAAAGGUCACUGACACCACACCCUGUCAGGGACACUGACAGCGGCCAUGUUAUGUUUCAGUUUGUUCACUGGCUCUGAGGUGGAGGUGGAGGUGGAGGUGGGUGGUGCUGCAUGUCUUUGCACUCAUGUUUAGGACUGUUUGUAUAAAAACCACGUCUGUGUGGAAACCUGCAAACUGCCGGAGGAAAACAAACAACAACAAACAUUUCAACAUUAAAUUAAACAUUAAAUCCAUGAUAAUGAUGUUACGUUUUGGUCGAACAAAACGAGAUGUUUGAAGACGUCACUUUGUUCCUCUGCAAUUUUCAAUAUUUUACUGAUUAAACAAAUGAUUGAUUAAUCUGAGAAACAAUCGACAAAUGAACCUGAAACAGUCAAAGCUUAACUGGAAACAGUUAAAGUCUUUUUGAAUAUGAAACCCCGGAAUUCUCAAGAAUUCUAACUGUCCCUGAACGUCUCAUCAGUCUGAGACUCCACAGUUUGCAGGUUUGUUGUUCAGACUUUCAGCCAAAUAUUCCCUCAACUGUCUGUCAACCAAAACACUUCAGGAACAAACACCCAAAGGAAGCUCUGGGCAUUUACAGACUCUGUAUAUACGAACACCAUCAACUCUUCUAGAAGAACUGAACCCAGUCUCUGGGUUUAAACGUCCGUCUGUCGUCAGCUUUGACUCCAGGAAAUUAAACUGAAUCAUGUGAUAAGAACUCAAAGGUUUCUGGAGGAUAAUCAGCUGUAACAGUGGAUCAGAGGCCAAAACUCCUCAUCAAUCAAACCCUCACAGCUCGAAAACUACAAGUCCCAUCUUUAAUAUUUCUUCACUCUGAGCUCCACAGAGCUUCAGUGAAGACUCUGAUGUUUUAUAUAUAUGUGGUAUAUAUAUAUAUAUAUAUAUAUAUAUAUAUAUAUAUAUAUAUAUAUAUACGUACUGUUUACUGUUUAUGGUUUAGGCUCCGUACAGUUAGAGUGAUGAUGUCACACACUCUAACCCAGAACAUUCCAUGCAAUACACACCCAUUAUAAACUCUGACACUGUAAAAAAUAAAAUAUAAAAUUUAAACUGUGAUUUCAUAAAAACUGUAACAGCUGUCAACAUGAAGAUUUAACCCAACAAAGUCUAAAGUCCUGUGACCUGUUUAAAGUUUCAGCCAUGUUUCUAUGUGAAAGUAUGAGGAAAUUAUGAGGCUCCAAAGAGGAGUGGGUUUGAUCUUUUUAACAAACUGAAAAUCCCUCUGCAGAUACUUUGAUUAUUGAUCUGAUUUCCUGGAGUUUGAACUGAUCAGUCUGAACCCUCAGAGCGACGGCGGCGCCCUCUGGUGUCCACAGUGACACAUCACUGCUCCUCAUGUCAUUUAAACUUGACAGUAAUAUGCAGGGUAUUUUGUAUAAAGUGUAACACCUCUAUAUUUGAAUAUUAUAUGAUUAUUAUUAUCAUCAUUAUUAUUAUUAUUACUCAACACUGAGCACCAACUGUAACUAAAGAUGUGUGUAUGUGAGUGUGGGAGGGGAAAUAAUAUAAAUACACACUUUGUCACUUCACA
This is a messenger RNA of Lates calcarifer (barramundi perch), 6299 nucleotides long. RefSeq lists its product as uncharacterized. Gene Ontology annotation, molecular function: protein binding. Lineage: Eukaryota; Metazoa; Chordata; Actinopteri; Centropomidae. Bases 437 to 2992 code for a protein of 851 amino acids. The transcript has 13 exons. The record is from RefSeq and is a predicted model, not a curated record.